AUUGUAAACAAAGAUGCCGGGCGUAAGGUUGAAUCUGGUUGUGGCAGCUUGUAACAAUCGGGGUAUCGGUAUCAACGGCUCACUUCCAUGGCGAAAAAGUCUAAAAAAAGACAUGGAAGUGUUCAAGAGGAUUACAACAGAAACCAAAGAUCCAGAUAAGAACAAUGUAGUUAUAAUGGGACGGAAGACAUGGAUGUCCAUCAAAGAGAAAUACCGACCUCUACCUAGGAGGAUAAACAUAAUACUGAGUCGGACGAUGAAGGAAACGCCGACCGGUACAUAUAUAGCAAAGAGUUUAGAGGAUGCUAUCUCCAUGGUAUCAGGAAAAGGCGAUCUGAGAGACAAAGUGGAAAGUCUGUAUGUUAUAGGAGGAAGCUCUGUCUACAAAGAAGCCAUGGAUUACCCUUCCUGCCGUGUAUACCUGACCAGGGUGUUGGCAGACUUUGACUGUGAUACAUAUUUUCCAGAGUUUGACUCGCAGAAAUUUAUAAAGUUACAAAGCUGUGAAGAAGUACCAGCAGGGCGUAUGACGGAGAAUGGUGUUGAUUUUGAAUUCGAAGUUUAUGACAAGAACAAAGAGGGAAAUUAAUUGUGGUCUGAGGCCUGCAUAGAACGCACCUUUCCGAUGUAAACAUUCGCGCCUGGACCUAAAAUUAGAAACAUCACGAACUUUUAACAUUUCCUGUGCAGUUGUGUGUAUUUUACCUAUAUGCAGAUGACAUUUCACGUACUUUCUGUGAGUUUUUAAUUAAUGACAGCUUCAUUUUAGUAACUACACCCCCAAUACACCUCAUUUCGAUGAUCGUUUCUAUUGCGGACCAUUGUCUCUGAUCACACUGGACAUGUUUGUCGAGAAAACAUGUUGGUAUUUGUGUUUGCUACACAUUUCUAGUAUACGCUUUGAGGUCACUUUAAAGUUUCAGAUGUGUACUAGCACUGUUUAUGAAGAUAAACGGUUUUGUGCUAUAUUUUGGUAUAACUUUUAGGGUAAAAACUGUAAUACUGUUAACCGCAGUUUUGCUCAUUUUACUAUUUACAUGUACUGUACAAAGUCAGAGGCUAUAUUUUCCAAUAGUACAUAGUGUGAUAUGACAUGUUAAAUGACUGGCCACAUAGCAAAUGUAGAUUAUUUUGUAAAAUUGUGCUUAAAAAAUCAUGAUUAUUAUUUGAAUUAAUAACAAAAUCUUCUAAAAUUUCACAUUUUCUGUCAAAAAUCUUUUCUAUAUGCAACAAAGCAGGUGCUGUUGUUAUAAGCUGGGCAUCAAGUGUAAUGUAUGUAUCUUGUGAUGUACUGUAGUGGUUUAAAUUAAUUUUAAUUCAAAAUUUGAAAGAAAACAAUACGAUAUUGUUCCCCCCUCCCAAAUAUUUGAAUUUCACUCAAUGUGAUAUAGUGUAUACAUUCUAAUUCACAAUAUUUCAACACAUUUUUCUCAGAACAGGUUUUUCCUUUAUUAUUUCCUUCGUUCUAUGUAAGCAAAUGGUUUAAAUAUGUUUUUUGGCAUUUUAAACACAGAUCAUUGAAGAUUUGGUAUUCAUGCAAAAACAGAUGAUAGGAUUUUGCCCUGUCCAAGGACAUGAUCUCACAGAAGGACACAUAAUGUAGAUAUACAGUGAAAUUUUACAUCAGACUUGUGAAACUUUAAUUGAUAAUUAAACAUUUCCUCUGUCACAAAGGGAAUUUGUUCAAUUUUGACCUUUGUUUUAAAGUAUUCAUGAGUUUAAAUAGGUUCAAAGUUUGUCUGUCACGCCACUCCAGAUUUGGGUCUGAAAAUUAGUCAAGUAUGAGGCAUACCUAUGCACAUUAAACUCCUGUAAUUUCCAUACUUGUGCAAAUAUAUUAAUUGUCUUUGCAUAUUUGAGUACAGCUUUAGUAUCACUUUAUAUAAUUGAAGUAAGGAUUUUAGAAAAAUGAAUUUAACUUCACAUUUUAAGCAUUUAAAUGAAAUUUUUCCUUAAAAAAUUGUAAAAUCCCAUUUUAAUUUUCAAAAAAAUCAUUGAAAACUUGAAUUUAUGCCAAAAAUUUAAAUGGUGAGAUGUUGUGUAACUUCCCAGAAUUACUUAACAUGAAAAUUCAGUCACAUUACUUGGUGCCAGUACAAGUUAUGCUCUCUUUAAUACUCUGAGGUAGACUUCCAGAACAGUGUACCCCCAGGGGACCCUUGACCACUUGACCACUAAUUACCUGAUUACUACUAAGUGACCCCCAAGUGUGUCUAUGUAAAUAUUAUCUUUAAAAACUGGUCUUUCAGAAUGCAAAAAGUUAGACAGGCUGAGACAUCAAAUAAAAAAGUUAUUUACUAAUAUAUACAAAAA
Pecten maximus is the source of this 2313-nucleotide messenger RNA. RefSeq names its product dihydrofolate reductase-like. Gene Ontology annotation, biological process: dihydrofolate metabolic process; glycine biosynthetic process; folic acid metabolic process. The record is from RefSeq and is a predicted model, not a curated record. NCBI's taxonomy places the organism in Eukaryota, Metazoa, Mollusca, Bivalvia, Pectinida, Pectinidae. Gene Ontology annotation, cellular component: mitochondrion. The coding region runs from base 14 to 589 and encodes 191 amino acids. The transcript has 7 exons. Gene Ontology annotation, molecular function: dihydrofolate reductase activity; NADP binding.